GGGGUCCUUCGCAGCAACACCCUUCCAAGAUGGCAGCCAACAGUAGCAGCACGGGCAGCAAAUCCAGCAACAGCGCUGGAGGAAAACAGACCGGGCCGACAGCUGAACAGGUACAUUAGGGUCCACUUUAGACAGCUGUGGUCGGUACAGUCGUCGCGGUCGUUUCUCGGUCGUUUCUGUUCAGAAAUAAGCCGCCAAUUUAACUCCCAAGUUAGCCAAAGCUAAUGUUAGCUUCCCUAUCGCCAUCAUCCGGUUGCCUUCAUGCUUUCUCAUCACUUAAACGCUUUUAUCCAUCCAUUUACCUGGUAUUUAUCAAAUAUUUUUAGUAAAUAAAUCUAAUAGGGAACCAUUUUCUCUGUUGUAAAGAGGAGUUUGAAUGUAGAUCCCUCUAAAGGUCUGUUCAGCUUUUAUGGUUUAGAGUCUUGCCCAAUAUGAGAAAGUGGAAGAGGCUAUUUUUAUCCCUCUGGACCCCCCAACCCUACUGGAGGCUGUUUUAAGUCCACAAAGGGGCUGUGAAAAUUUAGAUCUCUUUCCUAACUGCAGUCAGAUAUAUUAGCUCUAUACAAUCCUCCAAAAGAAAUGAUUAAAAUAAGAGUUUUAACCAGAUCAGGGCCAUGCUUUUAACCAGGAAUUUGUGUGGGUUUGACCAGGGACUGACAGAUUCUUAGCCUGGCUUAAUUUACUAGUCACUUACAAAACCUGAAGAUUAAAAUGUGGCUCCAUUACAGUCCCACCAGUAACUACCAUCACUUUCACUUGGGUAACUAAGUGUGUUGUUACUGAGAUCUGUGUAUUUCUGUGCAUUUGUCAGGUGGUGGCAACAUUUCAGAAGAUGCGUCAGGAGCAGCGCAGUAUGGCCUCCAAAGCCGCCGAGCUGGAGAUGGAUAUCAACGAGCACAGGUUCGUCACCGAUGUUCAUCUUUUCUCACUGUUGCCAGUUCUUUUUAUACAGUGGCCGAGAACCGCCACUGCUGCAAAUAAAAAAGAAUGCAAAAAAAGAAGCAACAACCGAAGUUACUGAUGCAAAGAAAAAAAGAAACAAAAGCCUGCUGCAAAUAAAAAAGAAACAGUGCAGUUUAGAAAAAAGAAAAAACGCAACUUAACAACGCAAAACUUUUUUUUUCCCCAACGCCACUUAUUUUUGCGUUGUAAACUUCUGUUGUGUUUUUUUUGUAUCUACACCAUUUCUUUUUUUAUUUGCAUCCCUUUAUUUUCGCAGUAACUUUUUUUUUUCCAUCGCCACUUUUUUUUGCAUCAUUAACUUGCCAUGUGUUUUUUUUUUCCCCAGUAUCUUCACCGUUUUUUUUUUUCAUUUGUAGUAGGCUUCUUUUUUUUUUUUUCUUUAUGCACCAGAAACUUCGGUUGUGACUUCUUUUUGUGCAUUCUUUUUUUUUCUUUGCAGCAGUGGCAGUUCUCAGCCACCGUACUUAUUCUCUAUCUAGAAAGAUAAAGUAAAAAAAGUAGUAAAAUGAUAAAGUUGUCUUGAGUUUAAGAAAAGGUGUGAACUCAGCUCAAGACCAGGAAAAUCACCUGCUCUUUGAGUCUUUAGCAGAGUCCGUUUUUUUGUAUUUUAAUAAUCGUAUCCUUUAAAUCCAGCUUAGUAAUUGACACCCUGAAGGACGUGGACCCCUCGAGGAAAUGCUUUCGUCUGGUGGGAGGAGUGUUGGUGGAGAGGACAGUAAAAGAAGUUCUACCAGCCUUGGAAAAUAACAAAGAACAGGUACACAAACAUUUAAUCGAGAAUUAGCUUAAAUUUUGUAAGUUUGCUGCAGUCUAACAGCUCAAACAGAAUAUUUGUGCUCAAUGUUUCAUCAUUUCCUCAAAUUCAUAGCUCAAAUUCAAACCAGAUUCAUUUGAAGGCUAACUGUCUCCUGUUUCCUCCCACAGAUCACCAAAAUAGUCGAGUCCAUUAACACACAGAUGCAGACGAAAGGUCGUGAGCUCACAGAGUACAGGGAACGCUACAACAUCCGGUUGGUGGGAGAGGGCGAAUCAGAGACGCAAGGCCAGACGGCGGCGUCUUCGCGGGACAGCGAAGGAGGCGGGUCGAAAGGCGGAGCCGGCGUUUUAGUGUCGUAGUUAGCGGUAUUAGAGGGCCUUUUGAUUUCUGCAGUACUGAUACUAGAGUUGAAGUCACAAAAUCUAGGUUAAAAAAUGUUACUUUUUACAGGAGGAUUUUGGAGAUUGGAUAAAUUUCUGCUAAACACACAGCUCUUGGUAUUGAAACACUUAAAGCGAAACAGUAGUGCUCUGCUUAUGUCUGUGAAAACUAGUGCAUGUAAAAUGUACGGUUGUAUGUCUUACAUUUGCCUUUCAGUGAGUUUUUUUUAUUUCUGGAAUACUGUGGCACAUUAAACAAUUGAAAUCAAACUAAUCUUUCAAUUUGUUUUUCUUUCAAUGAGGCACAAAUAUGAAACAAAUCAGGUAGAUAAAGCGUACAAAAGCACCUACAGAAACGAAAUUUAAAACCGAGUCAUGAAGCCUUUUUGCAUUUGACCACAUUAGCUCUGCUCAGUCUGUGUUCAGCGACAUAAAUGCAUGCCAUACCACCUCUUAUAAUAACUUUCUUUAUAUUGAAUACACAAAACCUGUCAUAUUCUUUCUGAUCUGUGAGCUACACUCUGAGUGACAUCUAGGAUCUGAUGUUUUCUGUCCACACUGUUUAUGUCGUUAAAAGGACAAGUUUUUGUUAAUGAUCAUGAAUUAAAAAUGUCAUGAAAUGUGCUGCAAUUUUGGUGUCAUAAAUAUUUAGUCCUGUCUGAA
Molecule: messenger RNA, 2763 nt
Organism: Xyrichtys novacula (pearly razorfish)
Lineage: Eukaryota; Metazoa; Chordata; Actinopteri; Labriformes; Labridae
Source: the annotation of a GenBank genome assembly